This is a messenger RNA of Necator americanus (New World hookworm), 2091 nucleotides long. RefSeq lists its product as uncharacterized. The record is from RefSeq and is a predicted model, not a curated record. Gene Ontology annotation, cellular component: post-mRNA release spliceosomal complex; U2-type spliceosomal complex; Golgi membrane. The coding region runs from base 1 to 2091 and encodes 696 amino acids. Gene Ontology annotation, biological process: carbohydrate metabolic process; mRNA splicing, via spliceosome; chondroitin sulfate proteoglycan biosynthetic process. The transcript is spliced from 14 exons. Gene Ontology annotation, molecular function: galactosylgalactosylxylosylprotein 3-beta-glucuronosyltransferase activity. NCBI's taxonomy places the organism in Eukaryota, Metazoa, Nematoda, Chromadorea, Rhabditida, Ancylostomatidae.
AUGACGCCUUCGAUCCUUGACCGUUGGUGGUUCCGAGCGUUUGCUGCCGUUGCACUAUUCUUUCUAUGCCAACUAGGUUUUAUUAUUUCUAAAGUGCAAAAUCUGGAUGAAGAGAAGAUUACGCUGCUAGCAGAGAUCCAAACAUUGGAACGAAAAAGGGAUGGACUACUUCUGGACAUCUCGAAUAAAGAACGUGAAAUUUAUCGACUAGACAGAAGAGAACAACAAUUAGAGGUCUUAGUUCGUGAUCGUUUGAGUCUUGUGGGUCCGGAUAGGAAGAAUGCUCCUAUGAUCUAUUUCGUUACUCCUACCGCUUUUCGACCUGCCCAAAAAGCUGAUCUCACAAGACUGUCCUAUGCUCUCUCCCAUGUUCCAAACCUACAUUGGAUAGUGAUUGAAGACGCAGAUUCCGUUUCGGAUAGUAUCGCGAGGAUACUGAAACGAUCCCGAUUGCCUCACACUCAUCUAAAUGUUAGAACUCCGACGAACAUGAAGAUGAAGUUUUCUGAUCCAAGUUGGUAUUUGCCUAGAGGUGUACCUCAACGAAAUGCUGCCUUGUCUUGGAUAAGGACGCAGCUCUCGCGAGCAAAGACGGGAGCAAUUUAUUUCGGCGACGAUGAUAACACAUAUGAUUUGCGAUUGUUUGAUGAGAUCCGAUCGAUAAAAGUUGUGGGAAUUUGGCCGGUUGGCAUCGUCGGAGGUUUGGUGGUGGAAAAGCCGUUAUUAGCUGGGAAUGGUUCAGUAAUAGGAUUUAACGCUGUUUGGAAGCCGGAACGUCCAUUUCCCAUCGAUAUGGCUGCUUUUGCAGUAAACCUUACUCGUGUUAUUGCAAACCCCAAAGCUUCAUUUUCGUAUGACGUAGCAAGAGGCUAUCAGGAGUCGAACUUUCUGACCGGUUUAGGACUAUCACGAUUGGAUCUGGAACCGAAAGCGGAGAAUUGUACUCGUGUUUAUGUGUGGCAUACUAGAACCGAAAAGAGCAAACUCUCAGAAAACGCAACUAUGGGAGAACGAAAAGGUCAAAAUUUCUACUAUCCACCGGAUUUUGACUACAAGAAGCACAAAAGUUUAAAUCGAUACCAUGGCACGCAUGCACUACGUGAACGAGCUCAUAAAAUAUCGCAAGGGAUUCUCAUUAUUAGAUUUGAAAUGCCAUUUAACAUAUGGUGCCUUGGUUGUAAUAACCAUGUUGGUAUGGGUGUACGGUACAAUGCGGAAAAGAAGAAAAUUGGAAUGUACUACACAACACCAUUGUACGAAUUUCGAAUGAAGUGUCAUUUGUGCGAUAAUUAUUUCGUUAUACGAACGGACCCAAAGAAUUUUGACUAUGAAUUAGUAGAAGGAUGUUCACGGCAAGAAAAACGAUUCGAGCCAUCGGAAAUCGACCAAAUUGAUACUUCGGAUAGCGACUUCAGUCACAAAUUGGCUGCGGAUGCAAUGUUCAAGACAGAGCAUCAGGAGGAGGAUAAAGGCAAAGCGACCAACGAAGAAUCUCGCAUGGAAAAAAUUGAAUGGGUUCAAGAGAGGCUUCGAGAUGAUUUUGCUGCAAAUCAAGCUCUGCGAGCACAAUUUAGGAAAGAGAAGAAGGAACUCACCGAAAAGCGAGCUCGCGACGAUGAUCUCCGCUCACGAUGUUCUCUGAGCAUUCCUCUCGUUCCAGAAGAUCCACAUGAUAAGAAAGUGGCCGAGAUGCUAGCACGAUAUCGAACAGUUAAAUCAUAUGAUGAACGUAAAGAGGAGCGACGGAAGGAAAUCACUGCAAAACGGAUAUUCCCAUCAACUUCUGGACCAUCGACAUCAUCUGCUGAGAUAACCACCCCUUCUUCAAUCGAGCGCUUGAAAAAUAGCAUACGACGAGAUCGUGAUCGAAGAAUAAAUGAUAAUUUUGAAUCCGGACCGACUCCCAAGAAAUCGUCUUUGUCGCUCGGAGUUGUACGAAAGAACAUAAAAAGGGAGGUGGACGAAGAUGAGGAAGACGUGAUGGUGGAUAGUGUUGUGGCCGUGGACUUGAAAGAUGCUAAGAAAGAGGAGAAUGGCACCGUCUCAAAGAGUGGCCUCGUUGCUGAUUAUGACUCAUCAGGAUCAGAGUAA